AUGGGCAGGGCGGCGGCAAGGGCUGUGCGGGAGAUCCUGGCCUACAACCACGCCCUGCGCAAGGAGCUGCGAGAGCUGGUGCGCCAGCUGGACAACGGCGACGCGCUGGAUGUGAGCGGCAUCCCCGACGACUUCCUGCGCAGCCGCCUGCUCAUGCUGUUUGACAACCUGGUGCAGCUGCGCAAGAACUCGGCGGGCCAGUACUUCAGGCGGCAGGGCGCGGCCGCCACGGUGCUGUCCUUUGUGGCGCCCCUGCUGGAGGAGUCGCAGGAGCAGCUGGCGCCCUACCGCCAGGCCUCGCAGCAGCACGCGGCAGCGGCAGCGGCGGCAGAAGCAGCCACGGCAGCGGCUGCAGAAGUCGAGGCAGCGGCAGCCGAGGCGGCGGCGGCGGCCCAGCAGCUGGCCACGGCAGCGCAGCAGCAGGAGGAGGAGCGGGAGGCGGUGGCGGCGGGGCCAGCCAUCGGGCCGGCAGGCCCGCCUCCAGCCUCGCAGCAGCGGCAGCAGCGGCAGCAGGAGGGCUUGGUCUCAGACAGCGAUGAGGAUGAGGAGGCGGGCGGUGCGCAUGUCAUCGGGCCAGCGGCGCCCCCGCCGGGCGUGCUGCCAGCAGCAGCGGCGCCGGGUGGUGAUGGGCGAGCGGAGGAGAGCGAGGGGGAGGGCGACGGCGAGGCGGCGGGCAGGCGGGUGGCCGGCCCCGCCAUGCCGCCGGCGGAGUGGCUGGCGGCUGCGGCGCAGAUGGAGUACCCUCUGAGCGAGGAGGAGGGGCCCGAGGGCGGCGGCGGCGGCGGCGGCGGUGUGGAGGAGGGGGAGGGGGAGGAUGAGUUCCUGGUGGGGCCGCCGCCGCCCGAGAUUGCAGAGGAGCUGGACCUGGCCUCCAUGGACGAGCGCACCGCGGAGGUGGUGCGUGUGCUGCGCGUGCUGCAGCAGCACGCCGCGGACCACGCCAAGUCCACGGCGGCGGAGGCGGCGGAGCAGCCGCCAGACGCGUACGAAGUGCUGGGGGUGGCGCCGGAGCUGCCCGCAGGGGAGGUGAAGCGGCGCUACUGGCGCCUGUCGCUGCUCAUCCACCCGGACAAGUGCGACCACCCGCGCGCACACGACGCCUUCCAGGCAGUCACCGGCGCCGCCAAGGAGCUGCAGGCAGGCGGGGGGCGCUGUGUGGGGCGCUGCGUGGGGCGCUGUGUGGGCCGAUUGUGGGGCGACAACCGCGGGCGGCGCUGCCGGCGGGCUGGCUGCCAGGUGGCGGGCGAGGAUGCGGGGCUGCGAGAGAAGGUGGAUGCGCGGCGGCGGGACGCGGAGCUGCGGCGGGAGUUCCGGGCGGCGGCCGCGGUGGCGGAGCGGCAGCGGCAGUGGCGGGUGGCGCGGGGGCAGGCCACAGCAGAGGACCUGGCGGGGCCGGCGGCGGCGGGGGGCCCCACCCGGGACACCUGGAUGACGGAGCUGCCUCCCGAGCGGCAGCAGGGGUCGGCGGCGGCGGCCAUGCCCACGGGCCCCUUCUCCGGCUUCUCCCUCAAGGGUGUGAAGAGCCGCGGGGACACCAGCGGGUGGACCAUGACGCCGCAGCAGCGCGCCGCACAGCUGGAGAACGGCAGCGCCGGCGGCGGCGCCGUGGGCGGCGGCGGCGGGCCGCUGCUGCUGGCCGGCGGCGUCGCGGGGGGCGCCGACGCGGGCGUGGCCGCCGCCAACCCGGCCCAGGCCGCGCGCAUGGCGGCGGCCGUCGACCGCUUCAACGCCGCCAGCCGCGGCAGGAGCCUGAUGGAGGCUCAUGCGGAGCGGCUGGCGGGGGCCGGGGAGGGCAAGAAGCGCAAGAAGCGGCGGACGGGCGAGGGGGAGGGCGGCGGCAAGGGCGGCGGCAAGGAGGGUGCGCGCGGUGGCAAGGGCAAGGGCGCAGGCGUGGCUGAGCUGGGCUACGACCCCACCCAGCACCCCUGGCGCCCCUUUGACCGCGAGAAGGACCUGGGGCCGGGGCUGGACGCCAGGGCCAACGCCGCGCAGCUGCUCAAGGGAGAGCGAGCGCUGGGGUCCAAGUUUGGGGGCGGCCAGGGCGGCGGGCGCACCUUCCUGUGA
Molecule: messenger RNA, 2064 nt
Organism: Chlorella variabilis
Lineage: Eukaryota; Viridiplantae; Chlorophyta; Trebouxiophyceae; Chlorellales; Chlorellaceae
Exons: 8
Coding region: 1-2064 (687 amino acids)
Source: RefSeq, a predicted model, not a curated record